Amphimedon queenslandica is the source of this 659-nucleotide messenger RNA. Its product is annotated as putative phosphatidylglycerol/phosphatidylinositol transfer protein DDB_G0278295. The coding region runs from base 106 to 549 and encodes 147 amino acids. Gene Ontology annotation, biological process: sterol transport. The transcript is spliced from 4 exons. The record is from RefSeq and is a predicted model, not a curated record. Gene Ontology annotation, molecular function: sterol binding. NCBI's taxonomy places the organism in Eukaryota, Metazoa, Porifera, Demospongiae, Haplosclerida, Niphatidae.
UAAACAAAAGGUGGUUUACCUAUAAUCUCAGACUAGUUCUUGUGUGAGGCUCAAUACUGCCUGUACGUAUCUUUUGAAGCAAUUACUAGAGUAGCUCUGAGAAAUAUGAAAGUCAUCAUAAUUCCUGCACUCUUUCUUGUCUUGGCUUCAACUGCUACUUGUGAUAACUUAUGGAAAGACUGCAGCACACCAGAUGAUAAGACAAGAAUGGAAGUAACAAGCAUCAAGAUAACUCCAGAUCCACCACAAAAGGGGCAGAAAGUCAACAUUGAUGUUGAGCUUAAUUUAAAGGAAGAAGUCACAUCUGGUGAAGUUGCCCUAAAGCUUAAUUAUGGUGUUAUACCAAUUGUUGAUGAGAGUCUUGAUUUUUGUGACCUUAUCACACAGAUCAAUAAGCAGUGCCCACUUCAGAAAGGGACUAUCUCCAUAAAACUCGAUGAAGACCUUCCUAAUUAUAUUCCUUCUGGCAAGUAUGCAGGCAAUGCUACUAUCACUGAUCAAAACAAUAAAGAGCUUCUCUGCCUUCAUUUGGAAAUGGAUCUUAAUUAAUUAACAUUAUUAGCUGAACUUUGCUUUAUCGUGUGAAACCUUUUACAGCUUUAAUUUCUUAGUUUUAUCAUGAAUUUUUAAUGUUUAAAAAGUGUUUACACUUAACUAGU